CAUUAAUUACUUCAUUCUUGAACUAAAUUCCUAUUGUUUGCAAUGGACAAGUUUCUUCAUUUUUUCGAAAACAAGAGCAUUCUUGUCAUUGGUGCCACUGGCUUUUUAGCAAAGGUUGUAAUUGAGAAGAUAAUGAGGGUUCAACCAGAAGUGAAGAAACUAUAUCUUCUUUUGAGGGCUGUGGAUUCUUCGUCAGCUCUACAUCGUUUCAAUACAGAGGUGAUGGAGAAUGAGUUGUUUAAGGUGGUGAGGGAGAAAUAUGGAGCAAAAUUGGAUUCCAUUAUUAAGGAAAAGGUGAGUGUGGUAUGCGGCGAUAUCACUCGUGAUUGCUUGGGAUUAGAAACCUCCAUUUUGGAAGAGGUGUUUGGACAAGUGGAUAUUAUCAUCAAUUCAGCCGCAACUACAAAUUUUGAUGAAAGAUACGAUAUAGCGUUGGGAAUCAACACAGUUGGAGCGGCAAAUGUUUUGAGUUUUGCGAAAAAAUGCAGCAAAUUGAGGACGUUGCUUCACGUUUCUACUGCAUAUGUGUGUGGAGAGAAGGAGGGACUUAUUCCAGAAACGCCAUUAAAAAUGGGUGAGGCAUUAAACAUGACUCCGGGAUUAAAUAUUGACAUGGAAAAGAAAAUUGUCGACGAUAAUCUCCGAUCGCUACAUUCAGCACCAGAAAAUCAUAUUAAAUCAAUGAUGAGAGAAUUAGGUCUCCAAAGGGCAAGGAAAUAUGGGUGGCCAAAUACUUACACUUUCACAAAGGCAAUGGGAGAAAUGAUGUUGGAACAAUUCAAAGAAAAUAUACCUCUCAUAAUAAUCCGUCCUACCAUAGUAACUAGUACUUUCAAACAACCCUUUCCGGGUUGGACUGAAGGAGUCAGGACCAUUGAUGCUUUUAUCAUUGGAUUUGGGACUGGAAAACUGACUUGCUAUCCAGGCAAUCCCAAAAUUACAUUAGACCUGAUUCCGGUAGACAUGGUGGUGAAUGCUAUGAUGGUAUCAAUAGCCACACAUGUGCACAAAACGACACCGAUGAUUUACCACGUCGGAUCUUCGGCAUCAAACCCGAUAUCAUAUCUUCGCAUUCGAGAUAUCAACACUCGUUUCUUCAUAGAAAAUCCAUGGAUGAGCCGAGAUGGAAAGCCUGUCAUUGUUACAAGGGGCACACAGUUGCCUACUAAGCUUGCUAUCCAAAUAUACAUCAACCUCAAUUACUUGAUUCCCAUUAAGAUUCUAUGUGUUGUAAAUGCAGCAAGUUUUGGAUAUUUUGAUAGAACCUAUAUUGAUCGUUCAAGAAAGGUCAAGUUCUUGAUGCGGAUGUUCGAUCUAUUUAGCCCUUAUAUGUUCUUCAGUAUAGUUUUCGACGACAUGAAUAUGGAAAAAUUGAAAAGCUCCGUAAACGAGAUGUGUGGUGAUAUCGAGAAUGAGAUUUUUAACUUUGAUCUGAAAAGUAUAAAUUGGGAUGAUUAUCUUAUGCAUACUCACAUUCCAGGCCUCGUCAAAUAUUCUUUCAAACGUUGAUUGAGUAAAUUAUGAUGCAUGUAUUAAAUUUAUUAAAUUGUGUGUAAUAUUAAAUUUUAAAUUAAAAUGAGUGCUAGACAUUUGUAAUUUUUCAUUUUACUAUGGGAGAUAUAAGUAGUUGUAUUUGUUCUUGUUUCCGCGGAGCGCUGGAUUGGUCGUCGACGAGCCCUCCUGCAAGGUUUUAACCUUUGGAAACAAGUUAUUAUGGCUGCGUUUGGGUUUUUUGUUGAGGUUUGGUUUGUGGUUGCGAGUUGGGAGACCGGAGAUUCUUGGGGACGAUGGUUAGGCCGGAGUUCCCGAAGUUUUUCCACUCCCUUCUGGCUUUAUGUUUUUGGCUUCUUUUUGCACGUUGGUGUUUUCCUUUUUGACGAGUACUCUUUU
Molecule: messenger RNA, 1890 nt
Organism: Salvia miltiorrhiza (redroot sage)
Lineage: Eukaryota; Viridiplantae; Streptophyta; Magnoliopsida; Lamiales; Lamiaceae
Product: fatty acyl-CoA reductase 3-like
Exons: 10
Coding region: 43-1509 (488 amino acids)
Biological process (GO): long-chain fatty-acyl-CoA metabolic process; suberin biosynthetic process
Cellular component (GO): intracellular membrane-bounded organelle
Molecular function (GO): alcohol-forming very long-chain fatty acyl-CoA reductase (NADP+) activity
Source: RefSeq, a predicted model, not a curated record